Molecule: messenger RNA, 2942 nt
Organism: Centropristis striata (black sea bass)
Lineage: Eukaryota; Metazoa; Chordata; Actinopteri; Perciformes; Serranidae
Gene: serpinh1a
Product: serpin peptidase inhibitor, clade H (heat shock protein 47), member 1a
Exons: 5
Coding region: 284-1516 (410 amino acids)
Biological process (GO): collagen fibril organization; negative regulation of endopeptidase activity
Cellular component (GO): endoplasmic reticulum
Molecular function (GO): serine-type endopeptidase inhibitor activity
Source: RefSeq, a predicted model, not a curated record
CGACUCCAACUGGGCUGCAAUUUCAGGCUUUAGGACCUAGAUAGGUUCCUCCCCCCUGAAUACCCUGGGCGGGACCGGCCUGGGAGGAAGAUUCCAGUGCAGAGAUUUAAUGCUCUGAGAAGAACCGGGCAUGACGAUUCCUGCAGCUGUUUCAUGCAACUCUCUGUCCAACCGUUACAUACAUUAACUUCACAUACAGCAGAUCAGCGCUGGGGGAUCUAUCUAUCUAUCUGCAAGCAGCUUGAGGACAACCUGCUGGAUUAUUGAAAGAGCCAAACAAGAGAUGUGGGUGACAAACCUGGUAUCCCUGGUCCUCGUGGCCACUUCAGCUUCAGCUGCUACCGCGGCUUCAAAAGACAAAGUCCUGAGUACCCACGCCACCCUCCUGGCCGACAACAGCGCCAAGCUGGCUUUCAGUCUCUACCAAAACAUGGCGAAGGAGAAGAAUGUGGAAAACAUCCUGAUUUCCCCUGUAGUAGUGGCCUCCUCUCUGGGUCUGGUGGCUCUGGGGGGUAAAGCCUCCACCGCCUCUCAGGUAAAAACGCUUCUGAACGCAGCUAAAGUUAAAGACGAGCAGCUGCACUCGGGUCUGGCAGAGCUCCUGACGGAGGUGAGUGACCCGAAGACCCGAAACGUCACCUGGAAGAUUAGCAACCGCCUGUACGGACCCAGCUCCGUCAACUUUGUGGAGGAUUUUGUCAAGAGCAGCAAAAAGCACUACAACUGUGACCACUCCAAGAUCAACUUCAGAGACAAGAAGACUGCUCUGAACUCCAUCAACGAGUGGGCCGCCAAGUCUACGGAUGGCAAACUGCCCGAGGUCACCAAGGACGUAGAGAAGACUGACGGGGCCAUGAUCAUCAAUGCUAUGUUCUUCAAACCUCACUGGGAUGAGCAGUUCCACCAUCAGAUGGUUGACAACCGUGGAUUUAUGGUUUCCCCUAGCUUAACUGUUUCAGUACAGAUGAUGCACCGCACAGGUAUUUAUGGCUUCUAUGAGGACAAAACCAACAAGUUAAACAUCCUGAGCAUGCCUCUGGCUCAUAAGAAGUCCACCGUGGUGUUCAUCAUGCCGUACCAUGUGGAACCACUGGAGAGACUGGAGAAGCUGCUGACCACCAAGCAGCUGGACACGUGGACGGGGAAGCUGCAGCAGACAGCUGUAGCCGUGUCUCUGCCCAAAGUCAGCAUGGAAGUCAGCCACAACCUGCAGAAACAUCUUGGGGAGUUGGGCCUGACGGAGGCUGUGGAUAAAUCCAAAGCCGACUUGUCCAAAAUCUCUGGGAAGAAGGAUCUGUACCUGGCCAGCGUGUUCCACGCCUCGGCCAUGGAGUGGGACACGGCCGGGAACGAAAUGGACACCAGCAUCUUCGGCACAGACAAGCUGAAGAACCCCAAACUGUUCUACGCCGACCACCCGUUCAUCUUCUUAGUGAAGGACCAGAAAACCAAGUCCAUCCUGUUCAUCGGCAGGAUGGUGAGGCCAAAGGGAGAUAAGAUGAGAGAUGAGUUGUAACCACAUUAGUAUAAUGUCCGACUGUGUGUAAAAGUUUAUAUUUUCUAGAGACGUUGGAAAUGAAAAGCACGUUUCAUAUCGCAUUCCUUCAUGCAUUCCACAACAAACACGUAACUGAGGAGAUGUGUUUCAACAUUUUAUCCAGUGUUUUAACGAGCAAACAUCGCUUCAUUUGGUAACACUUUACAAUAACCAACUAAGUAAUGUUUAUAGAUGGUUUAUAGACCAAUUAUUAACCAUUUACAAAGUGCUACACAUAUUUAAUCUUUAAAUGUUUUCAACCAAUUUCUUAUUUCGAGAAAAUAGUUGCAAAUUUACUAGAUUAAAGUGGCAAAUCUACUAGAAAAAAAAAAAGUUGCAGAUUUACGAGAAAAAAGUGGAAAAAAAACAACUUUUUUCUCACAUAUUCACCACUUUAAAUCUCAUGAAUCUGCACAUUUUUCUCGUAGAUUUACCACUUUAAUCUCAUCUCCACUUUUUCCUCAAAAUAUUACCCCCCUUCCCCGGAUCCGUAUGUUUCUUGUUUUUUUUUUUUUACACAUUCUGGCAGUAUGUUAUAUCCUCCAAUAUUCUCUAGGGUUGAAAUUUGGAGUUUGCAAGUAUUUCAAUGAGUGCCCUAUUAUAAGGGUUAAGAGUCUAUGAAUCAUUUCAAAAUCAUUAACAUACUCAAUAUGGUGUUAAACAUGUUAUAAUGAGUGCAACUAAAACUACUAAUAAACUAUUAAUUAUAAUUUAUUGUUUUUUUAAUGUUAAAGUAACUAUAAACUUACAUUAAUAUUCCAUCUAUUUGCCAUUUAUAAAUGAUUUAGUUAGUUAAACAUUAAUAAAAAUAUGUAUUUACCAUUCUGAAUGGCCUAUAUAUGGUUUAUAAAUGAUGAUUAAACAUUAAUAAACUAUCUGUUUACCAUUUAUAAAUGAUGGUUAUUGUAAAGUGUUAACCUUCCUUUUUAUCUUGAAGAACAUUUGACAUUACUAUGCAGCCUUUUGUUUGAAUUGGCAGAUCAGGUAUGAUUUCCCUGAUUGUUUUUUACAACCGCUAUGACCCGUUGUUCAAUACUUUUACCGCUUUUCAAAAAUCUUCACACAGUUACCACAACAUCAGCCUGUGUGGGCGAUACAAUUAACACAAUUCUUCUUCUUUUGACACAAAAUACACACAUUUUACACGUUUAAAAUGUGUUUUAACUCCUUUAAAACACAAGCUCAAUCAAGACCAAAACAGUAGAUCACACAGUUUAUCAAAACAGAAAACCUCAUGUUCAAAACUAAUGGAUUGAAGAUUACAUUGAUCACAGCUUCUGCUCCUUUUUCUUUUUGUGUAUUUGACAAUACAGUAAUGAAUGACAGCUAAAUGCUGAUUUUUUUUUUCAUUUGCAAUACAGUAAAGUGUUUCCUGCAAAUCCUGUCAUUUACAGUACUGUCUUCU